Molecule: messenger RNA, 1345 nt
Organism: Pseudopipra pipra
Lineage: Eukaryota; Metazoa; Chordata; Aves; Passeriformes; Pipridae
Product: kallikrein-13-like
Exons: 3
Biological process (GO): proteolysis
Molecular function (GO): serine-type endopeptidase activity
Source: RefSeq, a predicted model, not a curated record
GGGGGCACUGGGGGCACUGGGAGCACUGGGCGUUACUGGGAGCACUGGGGGUUACUGGUGCAUACUGGUGGUUACUGGUGCGUACUGGGGGGUCUCACCGGUGCCCCCCUCAGCCCCCUGCAGGUGCAGGCGGGGGGGCACAGCCUCUCGCAGCCCUCUGGGCACGAACAGUUCGCGGCGGUGGCGGAGCUGGUGCCGCACCCGGAAUUCCAGGGGGGAGGAGAUCCCGGAUUCCAGAACCGAUCCCACGACCUGCUGCUCCUGCGGGUGGAGCCCCCCUUCACCUGGACCCCCCUGGUGCAGCCCCUCCCCCUCCCCGAGGACCUCCCGGACCCUGGAGAGAACUGCACGGCCAUGGGCUGGGGGAGCACCGGGGGGGAGCUGGACUUGUACCCGGACGUCCCUCAGUGUGUCACCGUGGCCGUGCUGGGUGACACCGAGUGCCAGGUGUCCUACGGGCCGCAGGUGACCGAGGACAUGCUCUGCGCCGGCGUCCCCGAGGGCGGCAAGGACUCCUGCCAGGGUGACUCCGGGGGACCUCUCGUGUGCCAGGGGCUCCUCCAGGGCAUCGUGUCCUGGGGGGAACACCCCUGUGGGCAGCCGGGGCGCCCGGGGGUCUACGCCAGCGUCCAGUGGCACCUCCAGUGGAUCCUGGGGGUCAUUGGGGAGGCAGAGACCCCCUGACCUCUCCCAAAAAACCCUGACCCCCCCAAACCCACCCUGGGACCCCUCAACCCUCCUGAGACCAACCAGGACCUUCUGAGACCAACCAGGACCUGGGCUGGACCCGGGGGGGCAUCAGGGGGGAGGCAGAGACCCCCCAGGGGACCUCUGAGACCCCCUGACCCUCCCCGAAAAAAAUCUGGGACCCUCUGACCCCCCCAAACCCACCCUGGGACCCCCUGACCAUUCUGGGAUCAACCAGGACCUCCUGAGACCAACCAGGACCUGGGCUGGACCCGGGGGGGGCAUCGGGAGGGGGCAGAGACCCCCCGGGGACCUCCGAGACCCCCUGACACCCCCUCCCAAAGUACCCCGACAUGCCUUGACUCCCCCAAACCCACUCUGGGUCCCCCCGACCCCAUCAAAUCACCCCAGUGACCCUCUGACCCCUCUGUGACCCCCUGACCCCCAAAAAACCCCCUGACUCCCCAAACCCACCCUGGGACCCCCCCGAACCCUCUGUGACCCCUUGACCCCCCAAAAAACCCCCUGGGACCCCAAAGUGACCCCUCUGCGACCCCCUCACCCCCCAAAAAACCCCCUGGGACCCUCUGACCCCUCUGUGACCCCCUGCCCCCCCAAAAAACCCCCCUGACCCCCCAAUAAAGCCCCUUUGGCAUCA